AUGACCAAGCAGAACCGUAGACGGAAGAAAGGGCAGGCGAAGGGAACGGAGUCGAACGCUGCGCAGCGCGUUAUCAAAGACUUCUUUGGCGUGCAGCACGGCGAGCGGUCCAGCGGCACGACGGUCGACCAAGAGCUGAAGCAGGAUAAGGAUAUCAGUGGCGCAGUCGUCGAGCAGGAGCAGCAGCAGCAAGAGGAAAAUGAAUCUUCGAGGAGAGAAGAGGUGCCAUUGGCUAGGUCCUGCUAUUAUUGCCAGAGGACGAGGACCUUGUGCCGUGGCGGACAACCAUGCCCACGCUGCCGCAAGGACAGUGUUGACUGCGUUUACGACCCUUUCUCCGUUGAGCAACUCAUGUUCGUGAAGACGACGGGCAGCCGCAACAUGAACAAGCAGCUCACAGCAAGGCACAUCGUCUUCGGUGAUCUCCCUCAUGACACAGCAUUUCCUCCAAUGUCAGUCUGGGUAGCUGCUGAGUCUCGGCGCUGGCAGGGAACGAUCUUGUCGGCGGAUGAGGCAUUCACCCUGGUCUACAACGAUUACGUUCUUCGCGGCCAAGCCACGCCUAGAGGCAGGAUGAGAUUGUACAUGGGAGUAGCGAACAAGAUCGUGCAAGGCUCGUGUACGUCCCAGCUGCCACUGAUCGUCCAGGCCUCCGAAUGGUCGGCUGCGGACAUCGCCAACUACAGGUCAUGGAAACCUGCAACACAGCUUUUCGCGAGCAAUGCAGCCAUUCCACGCAGGGAUGACACUCAAAACACAGAAGUGAUCACCCUACGCUUUAUGAUACCCGACCUGCGGAGCCUUGAUGCCCUGCCAUACGCAGGCCAGCUCAGCCGCAUCGCUUUCUGCUCUUCAACGUCGGUGGCGGCCACCCGCGCAGACGAAGGCAUGUUGGUGGUCCUCUACCUGGAGGACAGAUUCGUGGUCGCCACGAUGCCGGACCUCCUUCACGAGAGUCGGAGGAUUGUCAGGUCCACCAUCGCAAACGUCAGCGCCGACGACGGACUUACAGGGCAGGGGCCGUGCUGGUACGUCUACCAGGAUAGUGGCGGUCGGUGUGAAGUCCAUUGGUUCUAUAACCACGGCUCCGCGGAGUGCAAGCAAUGGGCGCGCGCCCGCACAGUAGGCACAGGAGUGGGAGAUCUCGGGGCACUUCACUCACGCCUAAUGUCCGAGUUCCUUCGCGACGUGCCAGAGCGUCGCACAAAGCGCUUGGCGGACGUUUUCCAGAGCGUGUGCUCGGGGUGA
This is a messenger RNA of Ramularia collo-cygni, 1248 nucleotides long. RefSeq lists its product as uncharacterized. The transcript is spliced from 3 exons. The record is from RefSeq and is a predicted model, not a curated record. Gene Ontology annotation, molecular function: DNA-binding transcription factor activity, RNA polymerase II-specific; zinc ion binding. The coding region runs from base 1 to 1248 and encodes 415 amino acids. Gene Ontology annotation, biological process: regulation of DNA-templated transcription. NCBI's taxonomy places the organism in Eukaryota, Fungi, Ascomycota, Dothideomycetes, Mycosphaerellales, Mycosphaerellaceae.